AUGUUUACCGGAUUCAAUGAUUUUGUAAAUGGGCAACAAGCUGGUUUCUUUCCUAAUGCUAUUCCGAUUCCACAAACUUUCGAGGAUUACUUCAGAUGCUACCCGAUAGCUGAUAUGAGUGAUGCCUCCAGUAAAAUAGAGGCGAAUUACGGGGGCAAGGUUUUCUUGCCUCAAUCAGCGUUAAACAAACUCACAAUGUUAAAUAUAAGGUAUCCCAUGCUUUUUAAGUUAACUUCUGAAACUUCAAAAAAGUCAACACAUAGUGGAGUGCUAGAGUUUACGGCGGAGGAAGGUCGUUGUUAUAUGCCACAAUGGAUGUUGGACACCCUUCAAUGUCAACCUGGUACAUUGGUCAAGAUACAGACAACAGAUAUUCCAUUAGGAUCAUUUGUCAAGUUAGAACCUCAGUCUGUCGACUUUUUGGAAAUAACAGAUCCAAAGGCCGUAUUAGAGAAUGCACUCAGAAACUUCGCUACCCUUACGGUCGGUGAUAUUAUACAGUUACAUUACAACAAUCAAAUUUACAAAAUUAAGAUUUUAGAGGUGAAGCCUGAUUCAGAAAGCCAAGGAAUAUGUGUUAUUGAAACAGACCUUGAAACAGAUUUUGCGCCACCGGUUGGCUAUGUGGAACCUGAUUAUAAAAAGCAAAAGGAAGAGAAUGCGAAAAUACGCAGAGAAAAGGCAUUGGAUGCUCCAGCUUUAAGAGGGGAAGGCUCGAUGGCAAAACAGAUACAUUACGAUAAACUACUGAGAGCAUCAGAAGACAAUGAUAUUAAAUUUAAAGGUACAGGCAUAAAACUUUCCGGUAAAAAGGUUACUAAGACCUCAGAGAACAAAGACGCCGAUAAAAGUAUCGAUAAGCUUGAUCUUUCAGGUUCAUGUAAGCCUUUAAAUCUUCCGGAUGGUUAUCUUUUCUUUGGAUUUCCGGUUGUUCCAUAUAAGGAUGAUGUUGAAGAGGCCGAGGAGAAGCGUAAAGAGAAGGUUGAUGUUUCUUUCAAGGGUGAAGGACAUACCCUUCGCCACAGCAAGAAAAGGAAAGACAAGCGAAAGUCACAUCUUCCCAAAAAAAAUAAGGAGCAUUCUCCCGAAACCAUCGUAAUAGAUUAA
This is a messenger RNA of Brettanomyces bruxellensis, 1107 nucleotides long. RefSeq lists its product as uncharacterized. The transcript has 2 exons. Gene Ontology annotation, molecular function: polyubiquitin modification-dependent protein binding. NCBI's taxonomy places the organism in Eukaryota, Fungi, Ascomycota, Pichiomycetes, Pichiales, Pichiaceae. The record is from RefSeq and is a predicted model, not a curated record. Gene Ontology annotation, cellular component: VCP-NPL4-UFD1 AAA ATPase complex. The coding region runs from base 1 to 1107 and encodes 368 amino acids.